Histoplasma mississippiense is the source of this 258-nucleotide messenger RNA. RefSeq lists its product with no specific name. The transcript is spliced from 5 exons. Bases 1 to 258 code for a protein of 85 amino acids. The record is from RefSeq and is a predicted model, not a curated record. Lineage: Eukaryota; Fungi; Ascomycota; Eurotiomycetes; Onygenales; Ajellomycetaceae.
AUGACUAGUAACAGGGUGCUGGACAAUAGCGAAUUUGGAAAGUUCACCAUCCCAAUUAAUAGAAUCUCCAUGGCUGUCACGGAAGUUGCAAGGUUGAGGAGAAGUUUAAUAUGCAUGCACCGCUUUCCAGCCAACACCCUCCUCAACGUCAUCACCUUUUCUUCAGCUGCCGUCCUCCUCAAUCCCUAUGAGGCGAACUUGAGCGGAAGACGCGACCUGAAGACUGCUAGUAUUGUCCAAAUGCGACGGAUAAAAUAA